Molecule: messenger RNA, 11191 nt
Organism: Mus caroli (Ryukyu mouse)
Lineage: Eukaryota; Metazoa; Chordata; Mammalia; Rodentia; Muridae
Source: RefSeq, a predicted model, not a curated record
CCAGCCCCUAGCACAGAAGACGAAGAGCUGGAAUAGAGCUCGCCUCGGCUCUGCUGGCCUUGGCUGCAGCUCUUCCAGAAAACCCCGGGCUCCCGCAGAAGAAUCUCUUACCUGGCUCUCUCUUCAGGGAUGACAUCAUCGGCUCACACCAGUUUUCCAGGACCACCUUCUGGAUGCCAAGGCUGCUGCUCGAGUACCUGCUGUGCACCUCUACCUCCUGGUACCCCAGCCACUCCCUCGAGUUGCCUGCGUGUUACAUGGCCUAGCCAAGGAGCAUGGAUUCCAGGAACGCACUACCAUACAGAGCAACUCCUUGUGGACCCCUCUGGGAUCAGGACAGCGAGGGACAAGCGACAAAGAGGACCAUCAGUGGCCAGCUAGUCUCUCUGGGGUUCAAACCUUGAACCAGUGCCCUAGUGAGGGGGCACUGGCCAUGGCCCUUGACCUUUGCUCUGCUUGUGUCUUGAGUCUGAGUCCUUUCCUGUACAUCUGUGCUUGUGUUCAUCUGCUAGUGAACUGGAGUGCUGCCCUCCCCGAGGGGGGUCGUCCCUUGUGACUGACCAUGCUGUCCUAACAAUGUCCUGAGCAAAAGGGUCCCUUUGGGAACCUCUCAGGAGGGGGACCCGGGUCAGGGGCGACCAGCAUCUUGCUGGCAACUCCGUGGGUGGGGUGGGGUGCUUCCUUCUGGAAUGAGCACGUGGCUGACCCCCAAAGGCAUGUCCCCUCCCCCUCCUCCACCCACCUUCUCGGAGAUGUCCCUUUUGGGGUAGUGGGGACAUUAGGAGCAACCUCCUAGGGUUGUUGUGAGAAUUAAAUGAACUGCAGCAGCCUGAGGCAGGGCUGGGCAGAGACCUCAGCACAUGUUUGUUGAAAGGUUUGCAGGUGGAUCUAGUCCUCCCGUUCAUGGCUCAUGUGUCUCAACCAUUCUCCCGCAGACUCCUGCAGCCCCUAUGCCCAGGGCUCUCCUUGCUCCAGAGGUAGGUGGGAAAGAGAACUGGGAGAGCCCGGACUCACUCAUGAGAUUGAACUUAAAUUCACACGGAGGACACUUGGACUCUUGCCACAUUGGCCCCGGCUUCUCGAGGCCUGUCUACACUCGCUGCUUUCCUUCCUCACCUCCAAUUUCCCCUCCAACCCACUGCUUCCUGACUCGCUCUUCUCCAUCGAACGGCUCUCGCUCAGGUUUAAGACUUGGCUUGCUGGCCCUGGAGAUCCCGUCGCCGUCUUCGUCGAAUUCGAACUCCUAGCCAUCGUCCUUCCCUGGCCUGUCGCGUCUUCCUGUGCCAUUUGCUGUUGUGCUCAGGUUCCACGAGCUGCCCAUCUCCACAGAAGAGCAGCUGGCAUUGCCCACCGGCCAUGCCGGCUGAAGAAAAGAAGUCUGAGGACCCCAGGACGCCCAGCGCGAGGACCCCAGGAAGCCCAGCGCGAGGACCCCACCCACGACGCCCAGCGCGAGGACCUCACGCACAACCCUCCUGGAUUAGGCCAAAGCCAUCAUCUGGAAUCCUGCGUGGGACCCUGGACACACGGACACAGACACCUGCCCCCAGGACCCUCCAACUGUAAAUCGAUUGGAAGCGCCCUUGUGAGCUGGGGCCUUCAAAGGGCUGAGGAGAAAAUGCAGGCCGAGAGACCAGCUUCUCAAAUAGGCUUCAAGCCUCCAUGACCUGAGCUCACCCCCUGGAAAUGUCUGGAAAACAUAAUGGGCAGGUUUUCUGUCUUCAAAGUUUCCAUCAAAACCUCUUCAAGUUCUUUAUUGUUUAGGACUGAGACACUUGGGGACAGUCAUGGGGACUUUCUUUUGUAUCUGUCUUGAAAGGCCAAAAUAUUUUUAUAUUGCUGUAGACAAAGCCACCUAUUUACAAAUGGACUCUGUUCCGUCGUUUCCCACCAGGAAGACCGUACUAUGUUUGUGUCUCUAUGUAUUCAGGGGUCUUGAAACAGGUUUCUCAUGGGGAUGGCCAUUCACUAGAGCCCAGAGGGGCAGAAGGGGAAGUGUCUACCCUGCCAAGGGGGUCUGGGGAAGGAGGGGGGCUAGUCUCAGAUUUGCUCCUUGUAUGUCUAGGGUAAACCCUGGGAGAAUCUGGGGGUAAAAGAACAUAUGCUGUGUUUGCCCCACAUCUGCCAUUUGUGUGUGUUUCUGGGCUACGGGUUUGCACACUUUGGUGGUUAACAUGGUGGGAGGAAGUAAGAAGGGCCAAGAGGGCACGGGUGCUCUGGUUUUCUUGCUGGGAGGCUGUUUCACUGGUGUGUGUUACAUCACAUAAUGCAUGUUUAGCUGGGUGAGUGACAACAGUAUGAAGGAAUAGAGAGCAAGUCACAGAGUGCACAGUCACCAUUCUGUCUCACGGGUGCCCAGGCGUUUGUUAAAUGUUCAAUAGAAUGGUGAGCUCUGAUAGGCAGAGAGGGCCACGGACAGACUGGUAUUGGGUCAUCGUGGACCCAAGGAGUUUUUUUUUUUUUUUAAUUGAAGAAGGAAUCUUACAUAACAGAAGAAAGAGCUGUCAAAACGAGCUCUGAGGUUUUUGAAGCCCCUUAAUAUAAACAGACAGACAAUGGCGUGAUCAGGAAAGGGAGAAAACAAGCAAAUGAACAAGAUGCUUACAAAAUACGAGGGGACAUGUGAGCAUGCAAAGAGAACCCAGCUAGGUUAAUAUCGAGGUGCUGGUGGAUCGUUAAUCCUGUCUGGGUACCCCAGCUCCAAGGGGAUGAGAGGCAGCAAGUGAGAAAGAGAGGACACAUAGGAAACUGUAACAAGACAGGGGGGGGAGAGAGAGAGAGAGAGAGAGAGAGAGAGAGAGAGAGAGAGAGAGAGAGAGAGAGAGAACAGAUGAGGAGCUGCUUCAGGGCAGGGUUAAGCUAGGCUUCGCAAUCUGACCACUUAACUCUACCAGCAAAGAAAAGAAAGGCUUAAAUACUAAAAAGAAGGAAAGCUGGAAGAAAGGAUGGUAGAUGUGAAAGGCAUAGAGGAUAGAAAGCAAUAGGGAGUGGAGUGCAGGUGCUGUGGAGGGACGCUUGCAGGUGACUCAAUUCACCAGCCUGUGCAGCUGAGAAAGAGAGCCAGUGACAAAGGAGAAGAAGAAAGGUAACAAUAGGCUCACAAAUAGGUAGAUGAAUGUAGCUGGAAGGCCUGGCUAGGGGUGGGAUGAGAGGCUGUGUCAGCAGACUGGUUAAUUCCCGUCUGUGCUUCUGAGAUGGACAAUGACCCACCCGACCAAGAGACCUUUCAGGCAUCAAUAUGUCAGGGAGGGCUUCAAUAGGGCAAUGGAGGCGAGGCCCAUUAAUAGCAGAUUAUGAUGUAUCCAAUUAGGUGCACCUGCCCUCUGGAAGUGCAGAAACCAGUAUUGAAAUGAAAAGAAAGACUGAAUGGAAGUCCGAGCGUACAAAUGAAUGGAUGGGAAAAAAGAUUUGCAUUUGCUCUUAGGGGGAGGGUGCUGCUGAGCCCCAGGGUCAUCUGAUCUCCUGGAGAAUAAAAGGGCGAGGGAGUGAUAGAGACUAACAAUAAGAUGGGGAAGAAAUGAAAAGGAGUCCAGAAGAGAAUAAGUGGGGACAAUGAAGUCUAGGAGCGCGGCUUGUUUAACACAAGUCAUCCAUAUUAAUUCAAAAUUGAGGCCCUGGGAUGGGAUGGGCUGGGUCCAAGGGAUGAAGCUGUUGCCUAGCAUGUGCCAAGUUCUGGGUUCCAUCUCCGCCUGGCAAGACAAACACAGGAAACAAAAUUAUAGCCCAGAGGUUGUAAAUGUUGUUUUUGAUGGUUUUGGGACAAAGAGCUCGAUCAGUUGGAAGAUAGAGAAAUAGGAAGAGGUGGGAAAGAGUUAGAGGAACACAAGAGGAAGCAGCAGUUCUUAAGAUAAGUGUUUAAAUAUGGGGAAUGCGUAUCUCUUGGGUGUGUCAAGAUGAAAAUAACAAAAAGAAACAAGUUUAGGGAUGACCACAUAAGGAUGAGCCGGAAGCGGUGACUUUAGUUCAUCACUGUGGCCAACUCAAGCCCUGUCAGAGAUUUAAAAAAAUGUACAAAGGAGAUAAAGGAAGACACAUGCAAUACGGAAGAGAGACAGGACAGACAGACACAGCGAAAAGGCUGAGGACAUAAUGAAUAUCCUGGAGACAUGCCUGAGAGGGUCGCAUAGGGAGGAGAGAGAGAACAGCAAGAAUUCUGCUUAAUUCAAAACUGGGCUCCUGAGAUAGCUAAAUAUCUCCUGAACCCAAGCACCAGCACAGGAGAUUAAAUAACAAAAGAGCUGCAGGCAGACCCAAGUGGAGAAGGCUUGGGACCUUCAGAUCACGCUUAAUCUAAAUCUGUGCACCUGAGGUCCAUAAAUAAAAGAAUAAAUAUUGAAAUAAAGGAGUGACAGAAAGGAUGAAUGAGCACACAUGACUGAAUUAGAAAUGGAAAUGGCUAGAGCAGCCAAUAAGGAGUGGCCCAUGGGACUUUUGCUCAUCUUGUUCUGGGCACCUGAGGUCCUUUCGUGAGAAGUUGCAGGGAGAAGAGGGGAAGGGAAAGGCAUGAGAGCAAAUGAAAGAGAGGCGAGGAGAGGAAAUGAGAAAGUAGCAAAGAGGGGAAGCGAUCGGUGGGUGCCUCGGAAGAGGAAUGUCCACGAGGAUUAAUAACGAGGCUUUCAUUAAUCCUAAAGAUCGAUGAGGUAAUCCAGACCCAGGUUCUUAAGGGGAGGGAGAAUGGAGAGAAUUAAAAAAAAAAGACGCAAAAAAGGAGAGAAAGAUAAUAAAACAAGCAACAUGAUGAAUGGGUAAUUAAGAGAGGCUGUCUGGACAGAAAUAGUAAUGAGUUCCCAUGCAUAGUCCUUAAAUAGAUAAAUACAUUAUACCUCUCAAAGAAUGCGUGAAAAAUCGAAGAACACCAUGGCCCCCAAACAAGGCUGCACCUUCCAUUGCUGUAAUAAAAUACAUGCAGCGGAGAGCCAUAAAUAACGGAAAAUACUUAAAUGUAAAAGGUGACCAGAAAGAGGGAGAAGAUUGCAAGCCCAGAUACACGAGGGAGGCGAUGUUUGCUUUGCAUGUGUAAUACAAUUAUGUUCACAGGAAAUUAAUAGAUUUAAAAAAAAACCAUCCAAACUAAGACUGGGAGAAAAAACAAGGAAGGGAGGGAAGCGAGAUCUGAGAGAUGGGGCUGAGACUCCUGGGGUAGGCUCAGCAUGGCUUUGACUAUUCUGCACACCCGGACUUAGAAAAGUGAGUUUGUCAGGGCAGGAGGAGAGAGGUGAAAUCUGAAGCAGGUGGGACUGGGCAGAUGGAUAGAAAAGGAAUGGAAACUACACGAGAGGUGCCGGGGGGGGGGGGGGUCUAAAAUCUGAGGCUACGGCUUGGCUUGUUUAAAGCUGAGCCCUUGUUGUCCCCAAAGGAAUCAAAUCUUACUGCUUUUGUGAAGGAAGAGAGGAUGGCAACAAUAUUGCAGGAAGAGAGGGAAGGGGGUAGGCAAGGAGGCAGGGAGGAGCUUGCAUGUGCUAUUUGCUGACUGGGAUUGGUAAUAGAUAGCUCUUGGCCCACCACAAGCUGCUUCCACACAGCCUAACUGACUGGGAGCAGCUAUGGAUCACCAUGGCCAUUUUUUUGCUUGCUGGGGGCCAUUUCACUGUCUGUCACAUCUUCAGUCCAUAGACACAUCCCUGCACAGUGCCCUUUCCGUAGACGUGGAUAGGAGGGAAGGGCUCAGGCCUGGGGCUGUGGAGAUAAUUGUAUGAAUAGGGGGCGCUAUGCCCAGUGGGUACCUUGUCUCCUCUCUGGGAAAGGAUCUCUUCUGAUCCUGAUGUGAAGGGGCUUAGCCAGCCAAAGGGCAGGAGGAGGGCAGGGGAUAGGAGGCUUUGUCUGCUACUGUCUACCAUCUUGAGUGUGACUUACACCAAGGUGCAGACAAAGUGAGCUUGACCUGAAGCCCAGAGGCCCAAGAGGCCCCGGUGAAGCAAGUAUCUCUGAGAUUAAGCCUACCCUUCAACUCAGAGAGUGGACCCCUGCCUAGGUCCCAGAUAUGCCACCCCUGGAGCCCGUUUCAAGGCCCAUCUUCCAGAAUGUUUAAACCUGUGUAUGUAACCAGUAAAAUGGGAGUUUGUACUGUGUAUUGAAUCUGUCUUAUUGGCCUCCGUGGGCUGCUGGGGGAGACCUGGAGAGUUGUUUAUUCUAGUGUCCCCCAUCCCCUGGGACUCUUUGCUUCUGCCCAGUUUUCUUUCUCUGUUGUGGACAAGAUUUUGUAGAGUUGUGUGUUGUAUGCUUGUGUCUGACUAUUAAAAAAAAAAGUCACAGCCCUCCUUGACUUUUCAAUUCCUAUUGGGGGUGCUAAAAUCCAAACCAAACCAAUCCAAACCAGAUUCUUGUCCAGUGCCCAACAGGAGGCUAAUAGCUUGGCUGGAUCAAGGGAGCAUGUGCAGACCCAAGAACAGAGUGGACAGAUGGGCUCUACGGCAAGGGGGCUUUGAGGGCUGAGUGCAGGCUUAGUUAGAAGCUUAGAGAGAAGGUACGGAAGAUUGGGGAGGGUGGGGCUGCUGCUACCUGAGUUGCUGAGGGUCUGAGACACCAGCAAGGCGGAGGGGCCCCUGGAAGAAGCGUUUUGAGAUGACUGAAGAAGGAAGAUGGGCGCUCCCUACGCUUCUAGCUUCAAGGUUUUUAGCGUAGGCCCCGAUAGACGCCAGCCGCCUCCGAUCGUGGAAGACACAGCCUAACCUUGUCAGAAGCCACCUUCUGUGCCCCCAGCACCACGUGUCUGGGCCACGUGAGCAACGCCACGUGGGCCUGACGUGGAGCUGGGGCCGCAGGGGUCUGAUGGCCUCCUGUUUCAGAAUCUGGGGCGUUUGUCAUCCUUGGGACAACUGCUGACCUGGCUCCGGAAGAUUGUCCACACAAGUCUGAGUGACGGAGUGAGAUGAGGGGGCGGGUGGAGAUGCUCAGAAGAGAAUGGCCUUUGCAUGGGGUUCAUUUCCAGCUGUUUUAGAGAGUCAGCCAAGGUGACAAGGUGGGGUUGGGUGCAGAGGAGAAUGCUGGGACUACAUGUGGGCUACAGCUGUGAAGUCAGUGACAUGGGGCAGCAUGGGGAUGGGUCUCUAGGUGGGCCUUGUCUCAACCUUCAUGCCAGAAGAUUGGAGUGGGUACCAUGGGUUACUGUGGGUCAGUGGGAUCUUGGGAGGAACAAGGGCUUGGGUAGGUGACUUUGCCAUGUCACCUUGGGAUCUAGUUGCUUUGACUCUUAAUCUGAACUGGAAUAACAAAUGUCUCUCGGGGUUCUGAGAGUCCGCGGCAGGGUUCCCUAGGAUUCCUGUGGGGAGGGCGGUCUGCAUGUGCUCCCAGCGCUUCUGCCCGCUCAGGGCUGUCUUAGACAUAUUUGCUUUUCCUCUCAACAUUAUAAAAGAAGGCAAAUUUUGUCUUUUGAUCGAAAAUCCUAUGCAAACCACAACAUCCUUUCUCUGAUAAUACUGGGACCUACAGCUCUCCUCGGCUCCCCCCGCUACUUUGAGCCCACUUUUAGGGCAGGUAGGUCAAAGGCCCUGGUGUUUUCUGAGGUGAAGUUGUUAAUGUAAAGAUAUGUAACUCAGAGCAGGGGGAAGAAAGACAUCCCCAACUCUGCCUCCCCGUGCUCCAUCUUCCUUUCUGCCCUCCAAAUUCUUAUGAGCAGUUUUUUUUUUAAUUUUUUUUCCAUUUAACGGGCAUCUUUUUUUUUUUUUUUUUUUAAAGCUCCAUUGGCAGUGCUUACUUUUCUGUUGGUGUUUUGUGUCUGUUGCAAUGAGCAUCUUGCUGUCCACGUUUUUGUUGCUCCAUGGUCUCGCUCACCUGCUUGGGUUCCAUUGAAUGGCUAUGACGUCAUGAUCUACCCAUCUUACUGUUGCUGAUGCGUGUUCAUCCCCUUUCCUGUUUUUUAUUUUAUAUUACCGAUCACACCAUAACUAAUGGCUUUGCACAACCAGCUUUCCCAGCAUCCCUAGCGCCCCCUACAUCUAGCUCUUCCCAUGGUUCCUUUCUUUUCUCCUUGCUUCCUUCUGCUAGACUGUGAGCCCACUCAGGGCAAGGAGCUUGUGGAACUGUGCUCUGUAUUUCUUGUAGGAUGUCUAUGAAUGUUGACUGCAUGUGUGCGUGUGCGUGUGCGUGUGCGUGUGCGUGUGUGUGUGUGUGUAAGGGUGGAUAGGUAUGAGUGAUUGAGUGAUUGAAAGAUUGGCAGGCAGAUGAGAGGAUAGAUGAAUGGAUGAAUGGAUGAAUGGCUGAGUGAGUGAAUUAAUGGAUGGAUAUAUUCUCUGUGGUUGAGUUUCUUGGAUGAAAGGGUAACGAUGUUUGAAUGGCUGUUGGUUGAUUGAAGAAAGCCUACAGUAUUUUAUCUUGUCUGAUAAUGUAUUAGCAUUUAAACUGAUGUAUUAGUAUUUAAGGUGUCUGCUGACUUUCCUCGCCUCUCUGUUAAAAAAUGCUUUUGUGUGUGUAAAACUUGUUCUAAUUACUAAUGAAGGCUGAAUACUUUUCACCCAUGUUUGUUAACAAAUUGUAUCUUAUCUUCUGUGAACUGUUUGUCCAAGUCCAGUGGCUCAUGGCUCUUUAAGGCUCUUGGUUGAGGGUGUCCUUAGACUAGGCAAUGGCCUUUCAAAGAUAUCUACAGAAUGAUGUGGGAGGCUCAGCUGACUUCCAGGUAGCUUGGCAUUCGAAUUUACUUACCCUGGAAAACAGGGAGGCUGAUAUCUUGCACCAGCAGGUAGAAAACAUUUUUAGGCUUGUGUCUGGGUUCACCAUGCCUUUCUAGCUUAUGAGCCCUGACCUGUCCUCUGGACCUCUUGUGGUGUGGCAGUCCUCCACCUUGUCCUCCUGAGUGAUAGACUACAUAUAUGCCUCUCCCCUGUUCUGGGGUGUAGUCUCUGAGGCCAUUUCUUACAGGAACUGGCUUCUUAGUGCUCUGUCUUUAUACAUCCCUUAGCUCUAGUCUUCCUAUGCACCUCAGUGGCAGUUGUGGUCUUAAUUUAGGGAAUGAAUGAGAAAUUCAGUUCAGGACUGAUGUGACCCUCAGGUUAGUUCUAGGAGCAAGGCCAUUUUAUGGUCUCGGCUCUUCCCAUCCUGCUCACAGGGCAGUUAUAGCCAUCUGGGUAGGGUGUGUGUUCCGGGGGAGCUCAUGCUGCCAUCCAGAACUCCCUCCCACACUCUAUUAUAGCACUCAGCGUGUCUGCCUGUGUUCAGCCCUCUCACCCCAUGCUUAUCUGGACAUUGAAGCUUGGAAAGCCAGUGGUGACUUCAACUGACUUUAAUUCAUCCAUCCAUCUGUCCAUCUGGUUAUCCAUCUAGCCAUCUGUCAGUCAAUCCAUCCAUCCAUCCAUUCAUCCAUCCAUGCAUACACACAUUGGGCCUCCAUCACUUGACCUGGUGCUUUGGACCUCUCUCCCUCUCCUGAAAGCAAACCCCUUCACCUUGGGCAAGCUGUGUGAUACCAUGGGCUGUGGUCAUGAAGCAAGGGCCCCAUUCACAGCCUCCUCCUCCUAGGUCACGGCUCUGAGCACGUCCCAGCUGGACCCCUAUCACCACAGCUUUUUCUCCAUAAGGCUUCUCACACCUCACACCCUUCUCCUGUGAUCCCGGAGGGCCAGAUUCCCAGAGUGCCCUGGGGCUGGCCCUUCCCACCAUCCCCGGAGCUGCCUCCCCAGGCUUCACACUGCCUGGUGCAUGGUCCCUGUCAUGAGCUUGGCCUUCACCUUUGCAGCUUCCUCCACCAGAUGGCAGUGGUUGUGACUCGUGUGCCCAUUCCUUCGCACCUUCAUUCAUUCAUUCUCUUACAGCCAGCAAGCAUCUCUUUAAAAACAAAAAAUUAGCUAGUGCUAUACUAGAGCCAGCUCACAAGCACCCAUUGCACCGCUGUCCUUUGAAAGAAAAGAUGGGGACAUUUGUAAAGAAGCUGUGUUUGUGUGGCCAAUAAGAGGAGCUCCUUGAUUUCAAUUCAAACUUCAGGUCUGAGUUCUAUUGCCAGCUUGAUUGCUCUCUCCAAUUUUGUUCCUCACAAAACUAGGUUGAUUAGUAAUCAGCAAACUGUGUUCCCUGGGUGCUCAGAAAUCAUAGCCCAGAUCCUUAAGAGGCCCAAAUGAGGAGUGGACUAAGCACAAAGCAGCUGCCUCUGGCUGCAAGCAGGCUUUCAAGGCUGUGAGACACUCUGUUCUUCUACGAGGAUGAUCUGAGAGCCAUUCUGGCCACUUUGGAGCUCAGCUAAUGCUUGGCUCCUUUUUAGAGAAAAUUGCAGGAGAUGGUUGCUCGUACAGGUGACAAGGAUCAUGUCCCAAUGCCCUUUCUGAAUAAUCCAUUCGCAGACCCAGGCGAGCAAGGCACGUGGCACUUUGCAAACCCCUGUGUGUUUCAGGAGGACCCAUGCUAGGGGAGGCCUCCUUUCAGCUUUCUGCUGUGAAGGGGAAGAGGGCACAGGUCUCUUCUGAGUUCUCCUCCCACUGGAAGCAGUAGGGGCGGCAAGGCCAGAACCUGGAGCUGGACAAAUUGUGUGAUGGAUCUUGCCUCAGGGCUGUUGUGAGGAUUGGUAUAACUGGACACUUCUGACUGUGACCCUAAAAGGCAGUGUAUGUGUCCCUGGGGGUGUGCCAGAGCAUUGGCAACCCUAGCCCUGGAGUGGAGGUGGCCUUGCUUGGGUAUAGUGGGGAAUAGUUUGUUUCUGUUAAAUUUGUGUAUUUUCCUAUAAAAUAGAGACUUUAACACCACAGGAUGGGGGACUCUUUAGAUAGUACCCGUGCCCUCCGCCCCCCUCGGACACAUCCACACCUACCUCUAGGAGAGGUUGGGGUUGUCUUUAGCUCUCUGACUGAGGACCAAGCCUCUGACUCAGAACUGUAUAUGGCACCUAGUUACAUCCCUCUCCAAAAGGCUCUUCCCAGGGGAGCACUUGGCACGAUCUGGCAGACCCCAUUGUCCCUUUCCCAAUGUCCUCUCUCCCACUAACAGCAUCAGGCCAAACUGCCUGAGAUCUGGUGCCUACCACAGUGCCUGGCCAGGGGUAGGGCUUCAGUGACCUUCUGUUGUAUUUGUGUAGAUAGAUGAGCAGCUAACAAUUGUAACAGGUCCUAGGGGCAGAUGUGUAUGGUCUCAUUCAGUGGUUUGUAAUGGAGAAUGUAUCUGAACCCAUAUCAAGUCUCUCUUCCUUAACCUGUUAAGCAGCCACUGUUGUCCUGGGCUGCUUUUGCACCUUGCCUUGUUGUCUUUCAUGCUAAGUAAAGAAACUCCUGCUUUC